AUGCAAGCUACAACAACUCUGAAGGAUGCUGCUCAAUGUAAGCAAAAUGAGCAAAUCCAAGAACUAGCCAUUGACGGAAAUCAUUUCAGUAAUAAAAUUAUUGGAAAUACUGGACGCAAUCCCUUUGCGUCAGUUAUAAUUGAUGAUAACAAUACAUCAGAUGAAGUGACUGAAUCAUAUGUGAAUAUUGACAGAAAGAAUAGUUCAAAUGAUGUAUCAUAA
Molecule: messenger RNA, 222 nt
Organism: Funneliformis caledonium
Lineage: Eukaryota; Fungi; Glomeromycota; Glomeromycetes; Glomerales; Glomeraceae
Source: the annotation of a GenBank genome assembly